Spirometra erinaceieuropaei is the source of this 375-nucleotide messenger RNA. NCBI's taxonomy places the organism in Eukaryota, Metazoa, Platyhelminthes, Cestoda, Diphyllobothriidea, Diphyllobothriidae. The record is from the annotation of a GenBank genome assembly.
AUGACCAAGCAAGAAAAUGAGGCGGAAAAGAUUCGGCGCAGGACGUUCUGCAGAUCUUACCUGAUAUAUCAGGCAGAAGUUGAGGAGGAAGAUCCAAGCCCUCGUGAAAGUUUGCGAAAGUGGGCUUUACGGUCGAAAUUUCCGCAUUCCCACUUGAACGAUCUGCUCAAGGCUCUGAAACCGUGGUUGCCUGACCUACCUGCUGACGCACGAACGCUGUUGCGCGCAAUCGCUAUCAAAGGAAGUGCCAUAGGGCUUCCUCCAGUAGGCAAUCAAAUGGUACGUAUUAAUAUAUGGAUGCUAUUAUUAUGUAACAUAAAUCUUGAUAUGUUUACUUACCACUGCGAAAUCUUUCCCUUUUAGAGCCGCCGAUAA